This is a messenger RNA of Abrus precatorius (Indian licorice), 2268 nucleotides long. RefSeq lists its product as uncharacterized. Bases 151 to 468 code for a protein of 105 amino acids. The transcript has 2 exons. The record is from RefSeq and is a predicted model, not a curated record. Lineage: Eukaryota; Viridiplantae; Streptophyta; Magnoliopsida; Fabales; Fabaceae.
GUAAGCCACGUCAAGAAGGCGUGCCUAUUUUCUUUCCGAAAAAGAAAAAAAGAAAUUCCAAUUUGAGAAAAAAUUAGGUUUGGUUUGGUUGAGGAAGUUGUAGAAUCAAAGUGCCGAGUGUUUGGUGUGUGGCAGAGAGAAGGAAGAAAAAUGGUACUGAGUGCGACAGCGAUCGGAGCCUUACUGGGUUUGGGGACUCAGAUGUAUUCCAACGCUCUCCGCAAACUCCCCUACAUGCGCCAUCCAUGGGAGCACGUCAUCGGAAUGGGCUUGGGCGUCGUCUUCGUCAAUCAGCUUCUCAAAUGGGAGGCUCAGGUCGAACAAGACCUCGAUAAGAUGCUCGAAAAAGCCAAGGCCGCUAAUGAAAGACGUUACAUAGGUUCUCUUUCUUUUCACUUCAAUUGCCUCAACAAGAUAAUAUAUGAAAUGCAUUUUGAUUUAGGUUUUCGUGACCUUGGAUUUGGAUAAAUAUCUCUCUUCUUGAGAUCGCUUGUGAGGUGAAUAUUACUGUUUCGUUUGCUCUUAAAUUACUAUGGUGUUUGAAAAUUGUUAAAUAGAAGAGGAUGAUGUAGCCUAUGUAAGUGUGUAAUUCACUUAAAUAAUGUGAUCUCGAAAUGUAGUUCCAUGUAAAACAGUGGCGCUCUGUGCUGAAGAAUAUGAUUCUUUUUAAGUUAAGUGAGUUGUAUGUUGUGGUGAAUGGUAAUGAAGAUUUUGCUUGUUUUCUCGAUAGAUGGUUUAUUAGAAGACUACAGACAAUUUUUUUAACUUGUGGUGGCCACUACAAUUUUAAAUUUUUAAUCUGUGGAGAUGGUGAAUAGCCUAGCAAGAAAUGUGAUUCUUCUGAUGGUUAGGGGAACUGAUUACUCGAAUUUUGUUCUUGUUACCCUUUUUCUUAAUGUGUUAUUGGAUAUUUUUAUGUGCUGCUAUGAUGGGAUUUUUGGUGAUCUUUGUGGAUAUGGCUUUUGUUGUUGUUGUUGUGCUCUUAUUUGAUUGGUCACUAAUUCUCUUUUAGCAUUUCAAGUCUGGAAUUUUAGUUUUACUGUCAUUCAAUUGCUUGACAUUGUAGAAUUUUAUGGUAAUCUCUAAAGCAUGUUCCUUGCUCGUCAAUGAUGAGUUUAUGCUUCAAAUGUUUUUGGAUCUAGCUGCUCCUCAGCUGAAUGCUCUGGAUAUGGUGUUUUUGGAUUACAUUGGUAUUUUUACAUCAUCAUUUUAUUAUCUCAUUGCAUUCUAUUUAUUUGUUAUAUUGCAUUGCAGAUGGAGAUGACGAUUAAUGCAUGUCUUAAAGGAUUGCAGCAGUUUGUGAAAAUAAUCAUGAAAUAUGUUGAACUUGUUACCUUUGUAUUUUUUAUUUCAAAUUGCCAUGUUUGUAAGGUUGUUAAAUCUUUUUCAUGCCAAUCAACCUAUUUUGUGCCCAAGCUUUUGCAAGCAGGGAAAAUGUUAGAUGACAAUGUUAUGGCCUUGUGGCUUCAUUAGUAAUAAGAUUAAACGCGAUAACUUGCUUGACUGUAAUAUCAUGGUAACUGUGACUCCAAUAUGUGUGCAUGCCUUUAGUUUGGUGAUUGUGGGGUUUUAGUGAUCUCAUGAAAGUUUGUUUCUGAAAAAUGCUAGAUAGAUUUUUUUAUUUUCUUUUGCCAAAGUUUGUGUGGUCAUAUUUUUUGAGUGUUGGAUUGAUGAGUAAUUCUCUUCACUACUGAUCUAAUAUUCACUGGUGAAUCCUUACAAAUUGUAGUUGAGUUCUGUUAAAUAUUUCUGGUCGUAUAACUGCUCUCUUUUUUUCACUGUGCUGAAACGAGUGGUUUCCCAGUAAACUGAAUUAUAACUGCACUUUGAAAGGACAGCUACGUUGUGGUCGUGCCCGCCGUUGAUGACUAGUUUAAUUUUUAUGGUAAAGGUGCUUUUGGAUGUCCUGAUUCAAAUGCAUUCCAUUAGCCUCGGUGGUGGUUAAUAUUUUAAAAAGCAUAAUUACCUGAAAGAUUAAAAGAAGAUAUUUUUAGGUUCAAUGCUGGAAAAACCUUGGAAGCUGAGUGUAGUUGUUCAAGGACUUGGAUUUAUGGUGCCUUAAUACUUAUUUACAUUUCAUCUCUUUGUAACGUUUAUUCUCCUUACAAUAUUUUUAACAUUUAUUUAAAGGCUGGGACUGGGGAUGGGUAAGGUAAUUGAGAAGGAUAGAUUUAACUUAAAAGACUCGGCAAUUCCCGAGUUUGAACCAAGAAAGUGCCGGUUCAACACAGCAAGUAUAUUUUUAUCCACCCAGGCUUGUCUUUCCGU